Molecule: messenger RNA, 1617 nt
Organism: Pocillopora damicornis (cauliflower coral)
Lineage: Eukaryota; Metazoa; Cnidaria; Anthozoa; Scleractinia; Pocilloporidae
Source: RefSeq, a predicted model, not a curated record
UGACAGAGUGAAUGUUACAGUAGAACGAUCCUCAUCAAAUCUGAUUUUAUCUUGUGCAAUAGUUGUUUGUAUGGUCCGAGUUUAGAAAGCCGGUGAUAUAAGCACGCGCGCGCGUUAUGGUUUGUAUUUUCACUUUGUUUUAUCAUCGCUUACAACAGAGGUGCACAAUUAUGAUGUCAUUCUGUGUGCACGCUGUUGGAAAGUUGAGGAAAACCGGUGAUUUGCGGUGAGUAAGAAGACAAUACCGAGGUUUUAUUUGAAAGAGGCACUGACGAUUAUUGAAAUCCAGGAAAAGAUGGCAGAACAAGACGCACAAGAAAUUAAAGGAGUAUUAAAGCGACUGAAGGAAAACAUUGCAAAACUUCAACCUUCAUUUGAAGAAGUUGUUGCCGAGCAGGCUGAAAUGUUGAUUGGUGAUGAAAGGAAAAAACUCCGAAAGGCAUAUAAAGCCGAGUGUAAAGAUUUGCUACGCGAACUAAAAGAAGUGAAGAGUGAAAUGGAAGAGUGUAUCACUGACAUCGACCGAAACACCAGGAAGUGUAUCCAUGAGGUCAAUCGGGACAUGGACGAAAAAUUCAGAGCUGUUAUUCGUCAAGAAAGGCUUAAAAGGAGUAAAGAACUUGACGAAAUUAGAGUAGAAACAAAGAAUAAUACAAUUGUUGAACUUCUCAGCCCUUGCAAUAAAUAUCAGGUCAUGAAAAUUUCUGUAAAUUCAAAUUUUGUUUCCAAGAGCACGCCGAGAUGCGCAAGUUGUGGCAAAGAGAGCGUAUGGUUGUAUUUCUGCGGAGGUUGCAAAAUUUCCAGAUAUUGCGACGAAAAAUGCCAAGAAGCUGAUUGGGAGAGCCACAAGAACACCUGCAUAGGAUUGAAUAAUAACUAAGAGUAACGGAAAGCUAUACCACUGUAAAGUGAGCAAUCUUUGCGAAAAUUAAACUGCUUAAACUUGUUUUGCUACUGUUAACUUCGUGUACUUGCCCCUAUCAGUAUCUGUUUUAAAAGAGUGUCACUUGGUAGAGAUUUGCUUAAAAAUAGGAAAGCGUUCUUCUAAGUUUGGUUGUGUGUAUGUGUUUUUUUGUAUGUUAGUUCCGCAAAAUAUUGUUAACAACGGAGACAACGCGCGAGUGAUUACGGGAAAUAAUCUCGCCCCGUAUUCUUUCAUCGCAAUCGUCCACUUCCCCUCCCUAACCCCCGUGUAUCAAGAGAAUAUGAGCUGUAGUUUAAGCUCUCUUCUUGUAUGCAAAACUGAAACCUUCAGUGCAAUGACAGUGGCAUGUCCUUGAGAAUCAGUACAACAGAGGUGUUUCCUCCAAAUAAUAAAGCGAUGAACAUUUUUCUAGGCCGGCGUAAGCUUGAGCUAUGAAUUUCUGCUUAUCUCAAUGACCUAUUAAAACAGACAAAAGAGCUCGUAAAAUAAUUUUGUAAUUCAGACUAGUGAUUAAGCUUUCACUCUUCUAUCAUUUCGUCAGUCCUAUUUCGUUAAUCAUCAGUGCGCGCACGCAUUCAUAGUAUGCGUCACAAAACGCGUCAUAAAGGUCAUUUAAAAGUUACAUGCACGUGGUUAGAAUUAGAAGAAUUCGACGCUUUGCGACGUCAUAAAGCUAUUUUGAACUCCAGGGU